Molecule: messenger RNA, 1340 nt
Organism: Arvicanthis niloticus (Nile rat)
Lineage: Eukaryota; Metazoa; Chordata; Mammalia; Rodentia; Muridae
Source: RefSeq, a predicted model, not a curated record
GGAGUCCCUCAGAGCGGCGCUUGCAGCUGGGAAGAUGCUGGGUCAAAGUCUCCUCACCUGGGUCCUGGCUGCGGCUGUCACCUGCGCCCAGGCACAGGAAGUGCCACCGUGGACAGAAGACUGCAGAAAAUCAACUUAUCCUCCUUCUGGACCAAUGAGGACUUUAGUGAAUUCCAUAACGGACUUAGUGAAUGCAUUUGUGCCAAGUGGAAAAAUAAUGCAGAUGGUGGAUCAAAAGUUGCCUGGUCUGAUUGGCAGCCUCCCUGGCCCUUUUGGAGAGGAAAUGAAGGGAAUUGCAGAUGUCACUGGAAUUCCUCUAGGAGAGAUUAUUUCAUUCAACAUUUUCUAUGAAUUGUUUACCAUGUGUACAUCAAUCAUAACUGAAGAUGAGAAAGGCCAUUUACUACAUGGAAGAAACAUGGAUUUUGGAAUAUUUCUUGGGUGGAAUAUAAAUAAUAACACUUGGGUUGUCACAGAAGAUUUAAAGGCCUUAACAGUGAAUUUGAACUUCCAAAGACUGUUUAAUAAGACUGUUUUCAAGGCUACAAGUUUUGCUGGAUAUGUGGGCAUGUUGACAGGAAUCAAACCAGGACUGUUUAGUCUUACACUUAAUGAACGUUUCAGUAUAAAUGGUGGUUAUCUAGGUAUCCUAGAAUGGAUGUUCGGAAAAAAAAAUGCCCAGUGGGUAGGGUUUAUCACUAGAUCAGUUCUGGAAAACAGUACAAGUUAUGAAGAAGCCAAGAACACACUGACCAAGAGCAAGAUAACGGCCCCAGCGUAUUUUAUCCUGGGAGGCAACUGGUCCGGAGAGGGCUGUGUGAUUACACGAGACAGAAAAGAGGCCUUGGAUGUCUAUGAACUUGAUCCUAAGCAUGGCAGAUGGUAUGUGGUACAAACCAAUUAUGACCGGUGGAAAAACACCUUAUUUCUUGAUGACUGCAGAACACCGGCAAAGAAGUGUCUAAAUCAUACGACACAGAAGAAUCUCUCAUUUGCCACCAUCUAUGAUGUCCUAUCAACAAAACCUGUCCUCAACAAGCUGACUGUAUUCACAACCUUGAUGGAUGUUACCAAAGAUCAAUUUGAAAGUUACCUUCGAGAUUGCCCAGACCCUUGUAUAGGCUGGUGAGCACACAUCAGUCAGCCUAUAGGACAUACUGAGACCUGAAGAUGUGUUCUGUGGCGUGCCUGGGCUCCUUCCACAGGCUAAGGCUCGAGGCCUCUUGUCUUUAGUCAGGACUGUCCUCACAUGUUUCUGUUGUUUACAGACUGUUUGGUUUUUGUUUGUUCUAAUCAUCAUCAUCACUUUGACUCACAGGUAAACUCUUUAAGGGACGCCA